This is a messenger RNA of Candidula unifasciata, 1160 nucleotides long. NCBI's taxonomy places the organism in Eukaryota, Metazoa, Mollusca, Gastropoda, Stylommatophora, Geomitridae. The record is from the annotation of a GenBank genome assembly.
CUGGAGCGACAAUGGAAGUGGAGAAAAAGGACGUGGCUAACACAUCUGAUGCUAUUGCUACAGUCAGACUCAGGGAGAGAACUUAUUUAGGAAUGUUUGAGCACAAAAAAGAAAGUGUGCCGAUGUUGAUUAAAUAUCUCAUUGUGGAACUAGAGCCUAAACUGGCAGCAACACUCACCCCUGGUCUGCCAGCGUAUAUUUUGUUUAUGUGUUUGCGACAUGAUGAUCACAUCAAUGAUGAUGAGAAAGUUAAAUUACUGCUGACUUCUGUAAUCAAUGGCAUAAAAAAAGUUGUGAAGAAAUACAGUGAUGAUUUGGAACGUAUAACUCUCUUAAGAAACUUUGACCUCUCCGACUACAGACAGGUGUUCUCUGACCUGGCAGUGUGGAACUAUCAGGCACUGCUGAAGAGGAUCAUGGAUCUAAUUCAACCUCAGAUUGUUCCAGCCAUCUUGGAGCAUGAAGCUAUAGCUGGACUGACAGCCAGCAAACCUUCGGGGCUACGUGGCAGAUCAUCCAGCAUUGCCCAUGAAGCCGAGGACAGGAAAACUUCACAACAUUCUUUGGAUGAUCUUGUAGAAACACUGAAUUCCUUUUUACGGAUCUUGAAGCUUCAUUCUGUGGAUCAUGAGCUUAUCAAGCAGAUAAUUAGACAGCUGUUUUACUUCCUGUGUGCCCACACACUCAACAACCUUCUGCUCAGGAAGGACAUGUGCAACUGGUCCAAGGGCAUGCAGAUCAGGUAUAACUUGAAUCAGCUAGAGCAGUGGCUGCGGGAUAACUCCCUGCAAGAUUCCAGAGCCCCUGACGCCUUGGAGCCGGUGAUACAAGCAUCUCAACUGCUGCAAGCUAGGAAGACAGACUCAGAUGUCAACAGCAUUUGUGAUAUGUGUCCUAAGAUGACAAUGGCACAGAUUAUAAAAAUCUUGAACAUGUACACACCUGUGGAUGACUUUGAGGAGAGAGUUCCACCUGCUUUCAUUAGAAAAAUCCAGACCAAGCUGAAACAGCGUGCACAGGGAAAAACACCAAGCAGUACUUUACUCAUGGACACCAAGUUUAGCUAUCCAGUUACAUUCCCCUUUAAUGCAAGCUCUGUUGCUUUGGAAACAAUAAUUCUUCCAGAACAGUUACACUUGAACUUUUUAAUUCGCCACUGA